GCUUAGUGAAAAGUAAAAGCAAAUUCUUAAUCUUAAUCGCGAUAAUCUUAUUUUAAUUCUCAUUCUUUCCAAUAUGUUAAUGGCAUUUUUAGUCGAAGUCCUUUCUUAUCAUCCUAAGUAUAUGGAACAUUUCUUACAAACUCAUAAUGCCAUUUUACGAGGCGAUGGACCACUUUCGUAUCCUUAUCGAUACAUAAUUGCUAUUAUUGCAUCAGGUAGACAUCAAUGCUGCUGCUUAAUGAACAUGUUGAAAAAUGAAUUUAUUGAUCAUGGCGGUGAUCCAUUCUGGUUAGAAGGCUUGAAAGCAAUUCCAGCAAAACUUCAAAAUCUUUACGAGAUCAAUAAAAUACUUGCACACACGCCAUGGCUUCUGAACAAAUGUUACAUCGAGAAUUUGACUAAAGGUGAAGGCAACUGGUCUCUGUCGGAACUUGUUCACGCUAUUAUUUUAUUAGUGCAUUUCCAUUCUCUAUCAACCUUCCUGUUCUCCUGUGGAAUCACUAAAAAAUUAGAGAAUCUUCAGACGCACUCUUGUGAAUUUAACUCGAAAAGUGCUGAAAGUCUUGCGGUGCCAGAUCCUGAGAGGCCUGCCAAUAGUCCAGUUCCAAUCAGCAGACGUUCCAGUCAGGACGAGGACUCGUUGUCAUCGUCACCGCCUAGCAUUGUCGGAGAGCAGGAAGUGAAACUUCAGACAUUGAUGGAAAGGAUGAAAGAUUUGUCCGAAAAAUCAGAUUCGUUUGAAUUCACAGAGGAAGAAUUGGCAAAACGAUUCGAAACUAUUGAGAAGCAGUCGGCUGAAUUAGUGGUUGCACCGUUAAGAACAAAUACUGUUCUUGAAAUGGACAUUGGCCUUUUCAUCGAAGAGCCCAGCUAUAUUUAUCAAGAUUUUACUAAGUGUGGCCAACUGAGCGAAUCCCUCACAUUUCGUGUCCAGGAUUACUCUUGGGCAGAUCAUGGUUAUUCGCUCGUUACCAGCCUCUACACGGACGUUGGCAACCUUCUCGACGAUAAAUUCAAAACCGCUUACAACCUCACGUAUAAAACGAUGGGCGAGCACAGCGAAGUCGACACGUCGCGUUUCAGGAUCGCCAUUUGGAAUUAUAUCCAGUGUCUUUACGGCAUUAAGCACGACGAUUACGAUUACGACGAAAUCAAUCAGCUACUCGAGGAUAGCCUUAAGACCUUUAUUAAGAAUGCCGUUUGUUAUCCGGAGCGCGUCACAAAGAAGGAUUAUGACCGUGUUAUGACGGAAUUUAAAGAGAGUGAAAAGGUUCAUGUAAAUUUAAUCAUAUUUGAGGCUCGCAUGCAGGCAGAACUCCUUUACGCAUUGCGCAGCAUGAUGCACUUUAUGACAUAAUAUGAAAGAAGAUAUCUUUUUAUUAAUUUUAUUAGAUUGACAAACUAUAACGAGGCAUACUAAGCUACAUUGACGUACCUAUAUAUAUAUAUAUAAUUCGAUAGGUUAAACGUUUCAUCGGUUAAAAGUUUCUUCACAAAAGUAGUCGGGAAGAAAGGAGCAUUUAAAUACUGUGACAAUUUUUAAUUAAUAAAUAGUUUUAAAAUUUAUU
Messenger RNA from Ceratosolen solmsi marchali, 1568 nucleotides. RefSeq names its product sestrin homolog. Gene Ontology annotation, biological process: cellular response to leucine starvation; regulation of response to reactive oxygen species; positive regulation of macroautophagy. The coding region runs from base 74 to 1357 and encodes 427 amino acids. The record is from RefSeq and is a predicted model, not a curated record. The transcript is spliced from 7 exons. Gene Ontology annotation, molecular function: oxidoreductase activity, acting on peroxide as acceptor; L-leucine binding. Lineage: Eukaryota; Metazoa; Arthropoda; Insecta; Hymenoptera; Agaonidae. Gene Ontology annotation, cellular component: nucleus.